AACUCCCUGCUCCUUGCAUUCACCCAUAAGAUUUUAGGGUUCCCCUCAGUUUCUUCAUUAUUUUGGCCUGAAGAAGCACACAUUUCAGGUACCCAACUGGUCUUCUAAACAACAGCAUCAAAAAAUAUCCCUUUCAGUGCAAUCCUAUGCACAUUCACUCAGCAUUCAGUUCCACUUUAUUGAUUGGGGCUUACUACCAGAGAAAUGUGCAUAGGGUUACAGCCUAAGCUGCUAUUUUAUACACGCUUGCUAGGGAUGAAGUUCCACUGAACUCACUGGAAUUUAUUUAGAUGCUGAGGAUUGCACGGUUACUCUCUCAAGAGCUUGAGCUGCUGACAUGAAGCCAAAAAGAAACAUUCAGAUUUCUGAUGUCAGUCGAAUGCUUGCCCUUGAAGAAUUUGUUCUAACCUGCAGUGGGACAGAAUCAGUGGAGAGGAAUGCUUUCAAUGCCCUGGCUGCCUUGAGGAUACUGGAACUCUGGAAAAAUAAGCUGAGACAUAUACCUACCUUGCUUCCAGCAAACCUGGAAAUACUGAAGCUUGGUGAUAAUUUAAUAAGUGUUCUGAAUGAGUCCGAUUUUGAAGGUUUGAAAAAAUUAAGAGUUCUUGAUAUACAAAACAAUCCAAUUUUGGCUCUUUCUUCUAGUACCCUUUCCUCCCUUAGCAGUUUACAGAGUUUGAUUUUGGAUGGGAAUAAUAUGGAAUCAGUGUCAGGACCACUCAACCUUCUUAGCCUGAAGUACCUGAGCAUGGAGAAUAAUAAACUGCAGUCUUUUCCAGGAAGCUUUUUCACAGCUCUCCAAACUCUUUUGUUCCUCAAUUUAAAUGGCAAUUUGCUAACCAAAGCCCCUUCAGACUUGCCCAGAUCCUUAUUAUCCCUGAUGCUAGAAAGGAAUCAGCUAAAAAUGCUACGAUCUGAAGAUGUGAAACAACUGGCAAACUUGUCAGAACUUUGCUUGUCUGAAAACCAGCUUUCAUCAGUUGAUGGAGCUCAGUUUCUUUCCAGCCUGACUAGGUUGGAACUGGCUGGAAACAAACUCCAAACAAUUCCAGUCAGUCUACCAGUCACAUUACAAAAGAUUGACUUCAGCAAUAAUCGAAUUGAGAAAAUUAAAGCCCAAGAUUUCCAGAAUCUUCAGAACCUAAAGCAUUUGUUUCUUGACAACAAUGUUGUUAAAACAUUUGAGGAUGGGGCAUUCCAGAGAUGCACAGUACUGUCUAACCUGGCACUUGAACAAAACCUACUUAGUUCUAUACCACUAAGCCUUCCACAUACUCUAGCCAGAUUAGAUCUGAAAGGAAACAACAUACAAAGAAUUCAAGAGCAAGAACUGAAGAAUUUAGGGCAGCUACAGGUUUUGAAUCUACGAAACAACAAGAUAACUGCCCUGGACCAUGGCCUCUUGAAAUAUUUGCCUCGCCUCAGGCAUCUGUAUCUGGAAGGCAACCCAUGGAAUUGCACUUGUGACCUCUUCAGAACCAGAAGAGUGCUCACAGCCAAAGGCACAGAUGUCAAAGGGGGACAGUGCUCUGCCCCCACAGAAAGCAAGGGAGAGAGCUGGAUGUCUUCAAAAAGGAUUCUGCAUUUGUGCAUUCAUGACAAGUUCUAUUCAGAUGAAGAGAGCAAGGAAAUCAGAAAGAAAGCAAAUGCUGAUCAUCCUUUCAGCCUCAGAGCAGACACAGAUGAUUAUUAUGACUAUGAAACAGAUUAAGUACAAAUAUCUAAUAAACUUCUGAGUAUAGCUUUCUCUGUGCUCUCUGAAGAAGAGCUACAAACAAAUGAUUAACUCAUGGGAACUUUUAAAAUUUGAAAUAAGGCCACACAGAAUAUCAGAUCCAUCCUAUGCAGAGAAGAGUGUUUAGACUUGUUGAAAUUAAUAGGCAAGUGCAUAUAAAGAGGCUGUGGUUCUUUCCUAGGUUUAAGAAUUUGUAGCGAGCUAGUAUUAAUGGUGUUUAGACAUUAAUACCGUAUUAGUUGUAUAGGCAGUUGGCAGCAAUGGUUCUAAAAUAACAAGAAAUUUUUAAAGAAACUGCUUUAGUAUAUAUUUAAUACAAAAUGUUUAGGAUUUUAAAAUACAAAUAUGUAUAAUAAAAGAUCUUGUAUGGUCA
Messenger RNA from Heteronotia binoei (common prickly gecko), 2108 nucleotides. RefSeq names its product nephrocan-like. The record is from RefSeq and is a predicted model, not a curated record. Bases 338 to 1711 code for a protein of 457 amino acids. Gene Ontology annotation, molecular function: protein binding. The transcript has 3 exons. NCBI's taxonomy places the organism in Eukaryota, Metazoa, Chordata, Lepidosauria, Squamata, Gekkonidae.